This is a messenger RNA of Papaver somniferum (opium poppy), 1892 nucleotides long. RefSeq lists its product as uncharacterized. NCBI's taxonomy places the organism in Eukaryota, Viridiplantae, Streptophyta, Magnoliopsida, Ranunculales, Papaveraceae. The transcript has 2 exons. The record is from RefSeq and is a predicted model, not a curated record. Bases 990 to 1481 code for a protein of 163 amino acids.
GUUGGCUCUCUUUGCUUGGUGGCUUUUCAGUUGGUGGUGCCUAAUUUUUCAAGUGGUUCUCAUAGUCUCAGUUAGCUUGAUUCUGAUGAAGCCUGGUAUCAUCCAAUUAUAUGCAAAAACAAACACUUAUCAAUUCAAUGGUUUUUUUUUUUCAAUUACAAGCUUUGUUCUGCCUUUAUUAUGCAUAUACUUUCUUUACAAUAGUCUAGACUAUAUCUAUUUUAUCACUACUAUUGCCACCUCUUGUUUAGCUCUCACACACAGCUACAUCACCUUUAUAUAUAGUGAACAUCUUUCACAUAUAACUGAUCACACAAUAACCAUGGGUAAUCCACAACCUAGUGUUCAUCAUCUAACUGAUCAAUUGGAAUCUACCUCCAUGAUGAGCCUAUAACUGUAAGAAGGGUUAUUGUCCACUCUACUCAUGCAUUAUCUAGAGGUAUGGCAGAAUAGAAAUUUUCUGCAGUGGGUCAAUUGUGUGCAGAUGGUGAAAUUAAUUCCUAAAGCAGCAGAAAGGGCAGCCAGAGAUGCUUGGUCUCAUCUCAGAUCAACAGAGGGUAAUUGGCGAUUUGUACUCAUUGGCUUAGAACCCAACAUAUAUGUUAUUAGGUUCGAAAACGAGGAUGAUCGGAAUAUUGUACUUUAUGGAACUGCCUAGAACUUCAAUAAAAAUUUAGUGGUGCUUCGAUGAUGGACUACGUCAAGCAAUUACAGAGUUUUGGACUUCUCAUCUCAGACAUUUUGGAUGGAAUUCAAACAUCUCCAUCCUGAGUUUUUGAAUGAAAAGAUGAUACGGUUGUUUUGCUGAAAUUGUUGGUCAAGUUCUGUAUAUUGAAGUACCUAAAUCUGGAACCAAAUUUCGCGCAUUGGUUGAAAUCUCUCUUACAACCCCGCAUCUCGCUGGCAUACAUACAACAACUGGGGCUGGAGUGGCUCACUGGAUAAGGUUCUUUUAUGAAGGUCAGCCUCGUAAUAUAUGACCAGAUUGUAUGGUGAUUGAUCACGACUCGAAUUUAUGUUCGGACCGUCGGAACAAACGUAUUGAAGCUGGAGGUCACCUAAGAGAUUUUGGUCAAGCUUUACAUAUCCCUCAAGAGUGGCGCCAGCCUAUAGAGGAAAUUCAACUGUUCCGUCAACAUCGUCAUCAGAGACACGAUAUACUUCGUCCUAUGCGUACUAGAGCUGCUCCAUAUCCCCUGGAAGGAAUUCAAUUAUCCUAUUUUACUACAACAGUUACACCUUCACAUAUCAAUGCACACAGAGUACCUUUACAUGAACAAUUUGGGACGUGCAGCGAGAUUGGAAAUUCCAGCUCAUCUCAGAGAAAACGCACUAGAACCGGUACAAAUAAUAUGGAAAUAGAUAAGACCACUAACAUCGAUGAUACCACUGAAACUCCACCGAAGAGUUCGUGGAACCUAGCUCUACAAGACAAUAAUGCCAAUAUCCUCGUCAUUGCUUUGCAACAGAGUUGUUAUUGAGUCUUCGUGGCAGCAAGAUUGCAAUGGUUCUCCCCAAUACCAACUGGUUCAGAAACUCAAGAACACUAAAAAUCAUCUGAUAUACUAGAAGAAGCAUGACUUUGGGCAUAUAGAAAACAAUAUUCAGAGGUUCAAACAACAGAUUCAGUUCCACGAGAAACAAAACAAAUCAUCCAGUCGUUCAAUACUCACAUCUCUUCAUCAACAACUUCAGCACUGGCUUCAGGUAGAGCGUGAGUUUUGGUUGCAAAAAUCAAGAAAAUAUCAUCUUCAAUAUGCAGAUAGAUAUACAGGUUAUUUCCACUUUUAUGCUAAUUUGCACAAAAGGAAAAAUCACAUUGAUGUUUUAAAAGAUAAUCUGGGGUUGUGGCAUAAUGAUUCAGAUAAUAUAGCUCAAUUGCUUCGAUCUCA